This is a messenger RNA of Malurus melanocephalus (red-backed fairy wren), 1078 nucleotides long. It is a transcript of the gene UBTD2, whose product is annotated as ubiquitin domain containing 2. The transcript is spliced from 3 exons. The coding region runs from base 20 to 724 and encodes 234 amino acids. NCBI's taxonomy places the organism in Eukaryota, Metazoa, Chordata, Aves, Passeriformes, Maluridae. The record is from RefSeq and is a predicted model, not a curated record. Gene Ontology annotation, molecular function: protein binding.
CGGCGGGUCUGCGGGCCCCAUGGGCGGGUGUGUGGGCUCCCACCACGACUCCUCGGGCAGCCUCAACGAGAACUCGGACGGCACCGGAGUGGCUCUCGGCCGGAACCAGCCCCUGAAGAAGGAGAAACCCAAAUGGAAGAGCGAUUACCCCAUGACGGACGGGCAGCUGCGCAGUAAGAGGGAUGAGUUYUGGGACACGGCGCCGGCUUUCGAGGGGCGCAAAGAGAUCUGGGACGCGCUCAAAGCCGCCGCCCACGCCUUCGAGAGCAACGACCACGAACUGGCACAAGCCAUCAUCGAUGGUGCAAACAUAACACUACCACAUGGUGCUCUUACAGAGUGUUACGAUGAACUGGGCAACCGCUACCAGCUCCCCGUCUACUGCCUCGCCCCACCCAUCAACAUGAUCGAGGAGAAGGGYGACCUGGAGACUCUGGACAUCCCUGACCCCCCUCCCAACUCGGGGCAYGAGUGCCAGCUGCGCCUGCGCCUGUCCACGGGCAAGGACCUGAAGCUGGUGGUCCGCAGCAUGGACACCGUGUACCACAUGAAGCGGCGGCUGCACGCCGUGGAGGGAGUGGAGCCGGGCAGCCAGCGCUGGUUCUUCUCUGGGAGGCCCCUGGCUGACAAAAUGAAACUGGAGGAGCUGAAAAUCCCAAAGGACUACGUGGUGCAAGUCAUCGUGAGCCAGCCCUUAGCAAAUCCCACCCCGGUGGAAAACUGAUUUCUGCUCGUUUGGUCRAUUCUUCUCUUCCUGCGUCUCUGUUGUGGGGUUUGUUUCUGCUGCCCUCUCUUCUUUYGGGGUUGUCCUGCUCGUGGAUGGGUUCCAAGAAAUGACCAGCAAAGCUUCCAUCUGUGAUGGAGAUCUGCAAAAACAGAAAAAUGUAACGUGGCCUCGGGGGUUUGCCUGAUCUGAUAGUGAACACCACCACAGCAAGGGGAGGGAGAAGAGGGAGGGAAGAGAUUGUCCUACACUUAAAUCUGUCACGAUCCUGAGRACUGUCGGUGGUUCCUGAUCCAUGAGGCCGGAGCAACAGAGAGCACUUUGAUUUUAAAACCACCUUCAAACCGAAUCGAU